AUGAACCACAAUAUGCUCCAUGCGGCCACCAAUCAGUGGAUUUCCUAUCGGGUAUUGUUCGAGGUCGGGUCAUCCGGUCUCAUCGAGCCCUCUGGGCGGCGGGUAUACCAGGGAGCAUUGCUCUAUUGCAGAUUCGGGGAGGAGGCCAUGAACCAGCCGCCGUACGACCCCCGGAUGGUGAGCGCGCUGGAAGCGCUGGGUCAUCUCUCGGAGCCGUGCUCUGGGCCCGACGACUGCGAGGAAAGAUUGCGGUCGGCUGGCCUGUCGCCGGACGGGUUCAGCUGCUCGAACGUCGGCGCCAGCCGCUACGAGCCCGCGGCGCUGGCCUUCUUCAUGGGGGCGACCGACAAGAUAUUCUUCCCGUUGAUGGAGUCGUCCCCCGAAAUGCUCGCCGCCCUCUUCGCGCUGGUCACCUUCCUCACACUCGAGGAGAUCAUCCAGAUGGCCAUGCAGGGCAGGGCGUACUUUGCGUUGGUGUCCAAAUACGUGGAGCUGCUCACGCUUGUCGACGUCUUCCUCAUCUUCGAGCGCGCCAUGGCCCAGCAGGCCGCCACGCCGCAGGAUGGGGCGAGCUGGGAGCUCUACUCCAACAACAUCGAGCUGCUGCAGCGUCUGUGCGGAAUCGCCUGCUUCACGUGGUGGAUGCGGAUGCUGAACUUCGUGUCGAAGCUGCACCCCAGGAUGAGGAUCCUGAUGCACACGAUGAGCAGUGCAUGGCUGGACCUGGUCUUCUUUUGCAUCCUCUUUGCCAUCGUCCUCUUCUCUUUCUCCACGACAUUCCACAUAUGGUUUGCUGGCAGCGAGGCCGAAUUCAGGACGCUUGGUCGCACUUUCGUGUCUCUCUUCCGCGGGCUCACUGGCGACAUUACAGCGGGGCCGCUCGUGGCGCGCUGGGACACUGGUUUGUUCUACAUGGCGUACGUGGUCCUCUCUAUGCUCAUCAUGGUGAACGUCUUUAUCGCCAUCAUCUCCUCGUCCUUCGAGGGGCAGCAGCAGGAGGUGGAGACGCUGAUAGAGCGAAGAGCCCGACAGGCCCUUGAGCUGGACGGCUGGAUCCUGCAGGACCCGGGCGGCAGUUCUCUGGACGGGCAGGACGAGGCACCCCGCAGCGGAGACGUCCUGAAGGUUGUACUGUGGCGUGGGCGCUCCCUGCGCCAGAGCGACUGGUUCGGCCUGUCGAACCCGUAUGCGACGCUCGGGCUGAGAGCCUCCGGGGAGGAACGGCAGGAGCCCAAGGGCCCCGAGACGAUUCGGCUGCAGCUGGGCGACCGCCCGGUGGCCUUCGAGGCCGCCAGGGUGCAGUCGCAGGUGGUCGAGCAGUCCGUCGAUCCCGAGUGGAACCAGAGGGGCCUCUUCAGCAUCCCGCACGGGGCCGCAGAGACGGGCCAGCUCGAGCUGCUGAUCACGGUGUCGGACAAGGACGCGGCCGUGGACGACCUCAUGGGCGAGGCCGCGGCUCCGGUGUCCCAGCUCCUGCAGGCCAGCGAUGCGUGCAAAUCUGUGUCUGUCUCCUGGGGGCGGUCGAUGGUUUGCCGGUACGUGUGCCCGAGCGGCGGCAAGGGCGACAAGGUCUUUCGCCACUUGCUCAAGGUGUACCGCGACGGAGCUCAGGCCGGGGUCGUGGAGGUCUCGGUGGUCCUCCACAGCGCGCGCGAUACAGACGAGGCGUCUGCCCAGGCGGUCAGUCUCUGA
This is a messenger RNA of Prorocentrum cordatum, 1692 nucleotides long. The record is from the annotation of a GenBank genome assembly. Lineage: Eukaryota; Dinophyceae; Prorocentrales; Prorocentraceae.